Messenger RNA from Malus domestica (apple), 1523 nucleotides. RefSeq names its product 5'-adenylylsulfate reductase-like 5. The record is from RefSeq and is a predicted model, not a curated record. Lineage: Eukaryota; Viridiplantae; Streptophyta; Magnoliopsida; Rosales; Rosaceae.
AUUUUGAGCACCAUUUUUAUUCACAAACGAGGCCGCCGCCGCGUGGAGGAAGGAGGAUACAGAGAAUUUUCAAUUUUGAGAGCUACCUUUCCUCUCCCUGGUUUUUUUUUUCCAAGAUAUUUUUGUUAGAAGAAGGAAUGCGGGUAAAAUUCCAACACCAGUCACCACCACCACCAACUCCAACCCCAAAAUUUCGCACCCUUAUCUUUUCCUGCAUUUCUUCUAACCCCAGAUUUUGUUUCUCAUAAAAACUCAUACCCAAUUUUCAUUUUUUCCAAUUUUACCCUUCUCUCACCUUCGACUGGUUAUUGUUGUUCAUCGUCUAUGGAUAAAUCUGUAAUCUUUUUGUAUAUCGCUGCCUUGACAACUUCUCUAGGAUUAGUUUCUUCUUCUUCUGUUCUAUGCCCUCACGACUCCGAUUUCUUCCGAUACGGCCUUCAAUCUCAAUGCCCUAUCUCGAUCUCCCCCCACCCACCCCUCAAGGUGGAUGGAAACUUCCUAGACAGAGCUUUGGCAUCGCAACAGAGGACUGAUUAUGCAGCAGUGCUCUUUUAUGCUUCCUGGUGCCCAUUUUCACGCAUAAUGUAUCCUACAUUUGAAAAGCUCAGCUUCAUGUUCCCUCAAGUACAACAUUUGGCCAUUGAGCAAUCUUCAGCCCUGCCAAGUGUGUUCUCAAGAUAUGGAAUACAUAGCUUCCCUUCGAUUUUAAUAGUCAAUCAGACAUCAAGGGUGCGUUAUCAUGGUCCAAAAAGUCUCUCCUUGCUUGCACAGUUUUACCAGAAAACCACAGGACUUAAACCAGUUCAAUAUUUUGAUGGCGAUCAAAUAGUCAGCUUAAACAUUCGUGAAAAAUCUUUAAUCCAGUCAAUGAGUAACAUGUCACUCAGGGAGAUAUCAAGGAGGGAACCCUACUUAGCUUUUGCCAUAUUGUUUCUCUGUUUGAGGGUGAUUCUGUAUACAUUCCCAAAGGUAUUGACUCGCCUCCAAGCUUUCUGGGUCCUAUACGUUCCCCAUUUUAACUUGGGAAUAUUUGGGGAGACGAGUCAAAUUAUGGGGCGUAUCCUCCCCAUGGUUGACGUUAGGAGGAUUUGGACCAAGCUGAGAUUAUGCAAGACGAGGAACUUCCACGAGGGAGCAAAGAACGCCAGGGUUUGGGCUUCUUCCCUAACUUCUGUCUCCUUGGGCGAAUCUUCAUCUGCUCGAUCAUCGUCAUUGUCAUGUCAUCUUAAAUGCAGUACUUAAAAUCUUGCACAAGACAAACUUGCGUAUAAAUCUCCAACUAACGUGUAUCAUCGAUCAUAAUCUGCUGUGAUGCUCUCGGGGCAGGUAGUCCUCUCUCUUUCUUUUCCUCUUAUUUUUACUGGUAGUGAUGAUAGCUGAAGCUGUCCUCCUUUGAGUUUGAGUUUUUUUUGGUGAAAACAAACAAGCAUUGUAAAUUUGAGAAUAGCUUUCUGUUUGUAAAUUAAUCGUCAUCUGACGGAACCUGUAUGGGGUUAUACAAGUUUCAUUGUUCAUGACCAUAA